This is a messenger RNA of Saprolegnia diclina VS20, 1017 nucleotides long. Its product is annotated as peptidylprolyl isomerase. Bases 12 to 989 code for a protein of 325 amino acids. Gene Ontology annotation, biological process: protein peptidyl-prolyl isomerization; protein folding. The record is from RefSeq and is a predicted model, not a curated record. Lineage: Eukaryota; Oomycota; Saprolegniomycetes; Saprolegniales; Saprolegniaceae. Gene Ontology annotation, molecular function: peptidyl-prolyl cis-trans isomerase activity. The transcript is spliced from 4 exons.
GUUGGUGCAAAAUGGCCGAGAUCCCUGGUGCGAGCUUCCGCGCCUUCUCGCGCACGGCGUGGGAAGCCUCGCGCGCAGAGACGUUGGCUGCGAAAGCAUCGAAUAAGACGCCGCAAGAAUCUACUUCAUUCCUCGCAAGGACCAAGGAGACGUGGGCGUCGCACCGUCAGCAGCAGCGCCAAGCCCCGACGAGCAGCGCCUCAAGUGCCAAGACACCGACGACGACUGCGCCCGCAACGACCAAGGCGCCAACACCCAAUGCAUCUGCAGCAGCCAAAGCGCCAGCGGCAACCAUGCACGACCGCGUCCGAGCGUUCUACGAGGAGUUCAACCCGACCAAGCUGACAGAGGUUGACGCGGUGGUCCGCAAGCACAUGGGGCGCGAGGCCGAGCUCUUUGAGAAGCUGCGGGCCAAGUACUGUCCCGCGCCGCUUCCGGACCUGGCGCCGCUGACGACCGAGGCGCACCCGACAGUAUAUUUCGAUAUUGCCUACCACGAGCAGACGCACCGCGUCGUGAUGCGGCUCCUCGACGACGUUGUGCCGCUCGCAGCCGAGAACUUUCGCUGCUUGUGCACGGGCGAGAAGGGGCGCGGGCUGCACUUCAAAGGCUCGCAGUUCCAUCGCAUCAUCAAAAACUUUAUGAUUCAAGGCGGCGACAUCACCAAGGGCGAUGGCACGGGCGGUGCUUCGAUCUAUGCCAACACACCGCAUGGCAAUGCGUGGGGCCACUUCAAGGACGAGCGGUUCCUUCAGCACGACCGCAUCGGACUGCUCUCGCUCGCCAACAAGGGCAAAAACACCAACACGUCGCAGUUUUUCAUCACCACCCGCGCACCGCUCUUGCAUCUCAACGACAAGCACGUUGUCUUUGGCCAAGUGAUCCAAGGUCUCGACGCCGUCUUGGCCAUCGAGCAAGCAACCACGACGGCCACCGGCAAGCCCCUUCCUGGCCAUGAAGCUGUCAUUGUCGAUUGCGGGCAACUAUAAUCCGAGUUUGUCGUUUCCUUUGUAUCAA